Molecule: messenger RNA, 4523 nt
Organism: Vombatus ursinus (common wombat)
Lineage: Eukaryota; Metazoa; Chordata; Mammalia; Diprotodontia; Vombatidae
Product: zinc finger protein 184-like
Exons: 6
Coding region: 689-3496 (935 amino acids)
Biological process (GO): regulation of cytokine production; regulation of immune system process; negative regulation of transcription by RNA polymerase II
Source: RefSeq, a predicted model, not a curated record
CUCGUAAUUGUCGGUUCUGCCUGCGGCUGUUUGGUGUAUGGUCGGUAACACUUUGAACUCUGAUGGACACAAGCCCCAAGGUUUUUGGUGACCCAGAUCCCCCUCCUCAACCCCUGAUCUGCUGACGCCUUGCGGGUCCCUGGUCGGAGUGGUCGGCUUCUGUCGGCAGAAGAGCUUCUCCCGCAGGGGCCGAGUGUGGGCCUCGGGCCAGGGGGACCCCGGCGGCGUUGGACGAAAACUUCGUCUUGGGAAGAGUUUUGCCCCCACCUGCCUCCUGUACCGUCGUCUCGCCCUGGGUCUUCCUUUCGCGCCCCUGGGGCUCACCCGCAGACCCAGCUGGGCGGGCGGGAGCUGCUCCCUGCCUUGGAGAAGGGGCUGGGUGGAGAGACCGCGACGGUCCUCGACUAAGAGACACAGUCUCUGUCCUAGCGGAGUUUGCAUCACAAGCAAAAUGCAUGCAUUUUUCAGCUAUGAGCAGCCUGGAGUGGUGGGAGAAGGAAUCUCUUUGUGUGUUUGUCUGCAUGUGUGUAUUUCUAUUAAAAAACAGCAUAGUCUAGGAUAAAGGGCACUGAGCCAGGAGAGAUCUGAGUUCAAGUCCUGGGUUUCUGAGCCUGGUUGUGAUAAUUACUUGUACAGCUUCGGGUAAAUCAGUUAACCCAACUCAGAUCUCAGUUUCUUCAUCUGCACAAUGCGGAUCAUAAGACUUUUCCUAAUUAGCCCACAGCACCCCUCGAGAAUGUAUGCAGGUAUCCAGUCUGAGGCUGAAGGGAACUGGCUCUCUUCUGGGAAUUCGGAUUUGAAGUCCAUGGUGACAGUCCCAGGUGGAGAGAUGCUGGCCCUGAAUAACAUGAUGACCAUCUCUUUGAACCCCCAAAUCCUGGCAAUGCAUGAACAAGAUAGGGAUGAGUCAAGGGAACAGGUAACCACCCUAGGAAGAGAAAAAUUUAACCUUGAGGCUUCUCGCCAGAGCUUCAGAUGUUUUCCAUACCCAGAGAAAGCUGGACCCCGGGAGGCUGUGAACCAGCUCUGGGAACUCUGCCUUCAGUGGCUGAGGCCAGAGAUUCACACAAAGGAGCAGAUCCUGGAGCUGCUGGUGCUGGAGCAAUUCCUGACCAUCUUACCCAGUGAGAUCAGGAUUUGGGUGAAGGCACAGCAUCCAGAGAACAUUGAGGAGGUGGUCACGUUGGUGGAGGAUUUGACCCAAAUGCUUGAGGAAGAAGUUCCGAGUUCACAAGAUUCCCCUCUUCUCCAAGAGGGGAGCACAGACAAGGAGGAAAUAUCGGCUGUGUUACCAAUAGCCAGCUUUCAGGAAACCAUCACAUUCCAGGAUGUGGCUCCAGACUUCACUUGGGAAGAGUGGGCACAAUUGGACCCUAGUCAGCAGGACCUCUGUAGGGAUGUGCUGAUGGAAAACUAUAGAAACCUGGUCUUUAUUGGACUUUCCAUUUCCAAACCAGAUGUGAUCUCCCAGUUGGAGCAUGGAGAAGUACCAUGGUUGCUGAAGAAUGAAGCUCCAAGAAGCAUCUGCCCAUAUUGGGACAUUGGACCUGAAGUGGAGUUUAUUCCAAUGUGGGGAACUACUGUAGACGAAUCAUCUCAGGAGACACUAAUGGAAAGAACUAUGGGGCAUAAUUCCUGGGACUCUAGACUGGAAGAAGCUUUUAAAUGUUAUGGUUCACUAGUGAGGCAUCAGGGCCAUCAGGAAACACAUUUGAAACAAGUAACAAUCACACGUGAAGAAACUUUAAGUAUGGAGAGAGGCUCUGAAAACAAUGAAUUUGGGGGAUGCUUCAGUCUGAGUUCAAUUCUAAUUACACAACAGAGAGUUCCUAUAGUAAAUCAGUCAAUCAACAAUAAUUUAUUAGGUGCCUACUAUGUGCCAGGCACUGUGUUAGGUACUGGAGAUACAAAUAGAAUAAAUGAGACAAUCCCUAGUCUUUAUAGCUUUGACACACAUGGAAAGAGUUUCCAAGAUAAUUCAGAAUUAAAUAAAUGUCAAAAAAUCUACACAGGGAAUUAUAGAUUGAUGUAUAAUGAAUUUGGGGAAACCUUAAGCCAGAUUUCACAAUUUAACCUUCAUCAUGCAGAUCAUUCUGGAGAGAAACCCUAUAAAUGUAAUGAAUGUGGGAAAGCCUUUACCCAAAGGGCAAGCCUUACUCAACAUCACCGUAUUCAUUCUGGAGAGAAACCUUUUAAAUGUAAUGAAUGUGGGAAGGCCUUCACCCAGAGGGCACAUCUUACUCAACAUCUGUUUACUCAUAAUGGUGAGAAACCUUUUAAGUGUUACCAGUGUGGGAAAGCCUUCAUCCAGAUAUCACAGCUUAAUAUUCAUCAAAGAAUUCAUUCUGGUGUGAGAUCCUAUAUUUGUAAUGAUUGUGGGAAAGCCUUCACCCAGAGGACAAACCUUACUCAACAUCAGAGGAUUCAUUCUGGAGAGAAACCUUUUAAAUGUAAUGAGUGUGGGAAAGCCUUUACCCAGAGGGCACACCUUACUCAACAUAUGUUUACUCACAGUGGAUCUAAACCUUUUAAGUGUAAUGAAUGUGGAAAAGCCUAUAGCCAGCUUUCACAACUUAAUGUUCAUCGGAGAAUUCAUUCUGGAGAGAAAUCCUAUAAGUGUAAUGAAUGUUCAAAAGUCUUUCCCAUGUGGGCAGAACUUACUCGACAUCUGAGAACUCAUUCUGGAGAGAAACCUUACAAAUGUAACGAAUGUGGGAAAGCCUUUACUCAGAGGGCAAGCCUUACUCAACAUCACAGAAUUCAUUCUGGAGAGAAACCUUAUAAAUGUAAUGAAUGUGGGAAAGCCUUCACCAAGAGGGCACAUCUUACCCAGCAUCAGUUUACUCAUAGUGGAGAGAAACCAUUUAAGUGUAAUGAAUGUGGGAAAGCCUAUGGCCAAUUUUCACAGCUUAAUAUUCACCUAAGAAUUCAUUCUGGAGAAAGAUCUUAUAAGUGUAAUGAAUGUGGGAAAGCCUUCACCCAAAGGGCAAGCCUUACUCAACAUCAGAGAAUUCAUUCUGGAGAAAAACCUUAUAAAUGUAAUGAAUGUGGGAAAGCUUUCACCCAAAGAGCACAUCUAACUCAACAUCAGUUUACUCAUAAUGGAGAGAAACAUUUUAAGUGCAAUGAAUGUGGAAAAGCCUAUAGCCAGAUUUCACAGCUCAAUAUACAUCGACGAAUUCAUUCUGGAGAGAAAUCCUAUAAAUGUAAUGAAUGUGAGAAAAUUUUCCCCAAGUGGGCAGACCUUAAUCGCCAUCAGAGAAUUCAUUCUGGAGAGAAACCUUAUAAAUGUAACGAAUGUGAGAAAGCCUUUACCCAGAGGGCACACCUCAGUCGACAUUUGCUUACUCAUAGUGGAGAGAAACCUUUUAAGUGCAGUGAUUGUGGAAAAGCCUUCACCCAGAGGGCAUAUGCUCUUCAACAUCAGAGAAUUCAUUUGGGAGAGAAGUGCCUUACACCUAGUAGGAGCUUAAUAAACAUUUGUGAAUUGAAGUGAAUUAAAAUGCUUUCCUGAAAUCUAAGUAGCCUUUGUCUACUGCAAUGAUGUCAAACUCAAAUAGAAAUGGGCGUUCUAAUCUGUAUGUAAGGGUCCCUGUGCCAGCAUAUUGACUUAGUUUUAAAAUGUAAUGUUAUCAGUAUAUUAUUGUAUUUUUAUUUAUUUGGUUCAGUAUUUCCCAAUUACAUUUUAAUCUGGUUGCUACACUCCAGAGCAGGUUUAACACCUUCGUCUACAGCAUUGUUAUGCUCUACUGCCCGGUCAAAUUAAGAAAAGGUUUUUGAUAAAGCCACGUCAGUUCUUUUUUUUUUUUCCACACCAAUUUUUAAUUAGUUUAACUUCCCUUUCUGGCUUAUGAACCACCCACUGCUAAUGUGGGAAUGGAAGUUAAGUUUAUUCAUUUAUAGAUCAGUUUGCAGACCCGUUUAGUUUUCCCUUUUUUUAAAAAAAAAAAAUGGGGGUGUUUGUCCUUUUCCUAAAGCUCUUUCAGAAAUUAUUGAUGGUAGCUCAGUUUUCAGAUCUACCAAUUCAUUUAACAUGCUAGUGUGUAAUAACUGGUGACAUGAACUCAUUGAGGGUAGCUAGAUGCUGCUUGAGUGUCCCCUCACUUAUUUUGGGUUUACUUGAUGCUCUUAAUUUUUCUUCUAGUCUCCCCAGUCCAUAGAUCUUUCUUCUUCGAAGAGAAAACAAUAUAAGAGGUAAGUAGAUCAGUCAGUCAUUUAACAGUCAUCUCUUCUGAUGAUGUAGUAUGCUCAUUUCUUGGCAGAAGUGAUAGAUUAGUGGAACAGAAUGAAUGAGACACUUUGAGACACUGGGGGUUUCUGCUGGGGGAAGACUUAGGAAUGAAGGUGGGUAGUGAUAGUGAUGCACAAAAGAGAAGAAAACAUCAAUGAAGCAUUUAAGAAAUACACAGAAGAGAGGAGAAAAAAGUUCAGAGAGGGACACAAACAAGAAGGGCAGUUUUGUUUCAAUCAUUAAAUUUAACGUUCUUUAAAAAUGUAAGAGAAGUUCAUGUUUCCUUUUUUUC